This is a messenger RNA of Fimicolochytrium jonesii, 2564 nucleotides long. RefSeq names its product aconitase family-domain-containing protein. Gene Ontology annotation, cellular component: cytosol; mitochondrion. Gene Ontology annotation, molecular function: aconitate hydratase activity; 4 iron, 4 sulfur cluster binding. NCBI's taxonomy places the organism in Eukaryota, Fungi, Chytridiomycota, Chytridiomycetes, Spizellomycetales, Powellomycetaceae. Gene Ontology annotation, biological process: tricarboxylic acid cycle. The record is from RefSeq and is a predicted model, not a curated record. The transcript is spliced from 5 exons. Bases 119 to 2485 code for a protein of 788 amino acids.
UGUUUUCUGCCUGCUUAUACAGUAUAUAUAACGCCUCGGCCACAAGCGGACGCCUCUUCUCUUUCAAGCUCGACGCUCACUCCUGCUUCCAAUCUUGCAUAGAACACGCAGUGCAAAUAUGCUCGUAUCACAAACCAUCGCAAAGGCUGUUCGCAGCGGGGCGACACGCGCGGCCGUUAAGUCGCAACGAUGCGCCUUCGCCAGCAUUGCCGACACAAAAGUCGCCAUGUCUCAAUUUGAGAAGAACCAGCACGUCAACUACCAGCGCAUCGAGGACAACCUGAAGAUUGUUCGCGACAGGCUCCAACACCCCCUUACCCUCGCUGAGAAGAUUGUAUACGGACACUUGGACCAACCUAAGGAACAAGACAUCGAGCGUGGAACUUCGUACUUGAAGCUCCGCCCGGACCGUGUUGCAUGCCAAGAUGCCACCGCUCAAAUGGCUCUUCUCCAGUUCAUGUCCGCCGGUCUCCCAACGGUUGCUGUGCCCACCACUGUGCACUGCGAUCACUUGAUUGAGGCACAGAAGGGAAGUGUCAAGGAUUUGGCUCGCGCUGAAGACAUCAACAGGGAAGUUUACGAUUUCCUUGCCACCUGCACUGCCAAGUACGGUAUUGGUUUCUGGAAGCCGGGAUCCGGAAUCAUUCACCAGAUCAUUUUGGAGAAUUACGCUUUCCCCGGUGGUAUGAUGAUCGGCACGGACUCCCACACCCCCAACGCUGGUGGUCUUGGUAUGGUUGCCGUUGGUGUCGGGGGUGCCGACGCCGUCGAUGUGAUGGCCAACAUUCCUUGGGAGCUGAAGUGCCCUAAGGUUAUUGGUGUUAAGCUCACCGGAAAGAUGAACGGAUGGACUUCCCCCAAAGACGUCAUUUUGAAGGUUGCUGGUAUCCUCACCGUCAAGGGCGGAACAGGCGCCAUUGUUGAGUACUUCGGUGACGGUGUUGACUCCAUUUCCUGCACGGGUAUGGCCACCAUCUGCAACAUGGGAGCCGAAAUUGGUGCCACCACCUCUCUGUUCCCCUUCAACCACCGUAUGGCCGACUACCUCAAGGCUACCAACCGUGGUGACCUCGCCAACUACGCCACCACGUUCAGGCACAACUUGACCGCUGAUGCUGGCGCCAAGUACGACCGAGUGAUUGAGAUCGACCUCAACACUCUGGAACCCCACAUCAACGGUCCCUUCACCCCCGAUCUUGCUACCCCCAUUAGCAAGUUCGCUGAGACCGCUAAGAAGAACGGCUGGCCUUUGGAGGUCAAGGCUUGUCUUAUCGGAUCCUGCACCAACUCCUCUUACGAGGACAUGGACCGCGCUGCGUCGCUGGCGAAGCAAGCCAUCGAGGCUGGUGUGAAAGCCAAGUCUCAGUUCAUUAUCACACCCGGUUCGGAGCAGAUUCGCGCUACCAUCACCCGUGAUGGUCAAACCGAAAUCUUCGAGAAAAUCAACGGUAUCGUGCUGGCGAACGCUUGCGGUCCCUGCAUCGGUCAGUGGGACCGUCAGGACGUGAAGAAGGGCGAGCCCAACACCAUCGUCACAUCUUACAACCGUAACUUCACUGGUCGUAACGAUGCCAACCCCGCCACACACGCGUUCGUCACCAGCCCUGAACUUACCACCGCCAUGGUCUUUGCCGGAGACCUCCGAUUCAACCCCCUCACCGACACCCUCAAGACCGCCGAUGGAAAGGACUUCAAGUUCUCCCCACCCCACGGCGCUGAGCUUCCCCCUCGCGGUUACGACCCCGGACAGAACACCUACCAGGCUCCUCCCGCUGACCGUUCCAACGUCAACGUCAAGGUUGACCCAAGCUCAUCUCGUCUUGAGCUCCUCACUCCCUUCAAGAAGUGGAACGGCGAGGACUACAAGGAGAUCCCCAUUUUGAUCAAGGUCAAGGGCAAGUGCACAACCGACCACAUCUCGAUGGCCGGUCCCUGGUUGAAGUACCGUGGUCACUUGGACAACAUUUCGAACAACAUGUUGAUCGGUGCCAUCAACUCGGAAAACAACAAGGCCAACUCCGUCUUCAACUUGACCAACAACAAGUUCGAGCCUGUCCCCCAAACUGCUCGUGACUACAAGAAGAAGAACCUCCCCUGGGUCGUCAUCGGUGACGAGAACUACGGAGAGGGUUCGUCCCGUGAGCACGCCGCCCUUGAGGUCCGUCACUUGGGUGGUGUCGCCGUCAUCGUAAAGUCCUUUGCCCGUAUCCACGAGACCAACUUGAAGAAGCAAGGUAUGCUUCCUCUGACUUUCGCCAACCCCGCCGACUACGAGAAGAUCGACCCCCGCGACAAGGUCGACCUCCUCGGCCUGAAGAAGCUGGCCCCGGGAUCUGAGGUCACCCUUCGGGUACACAAGCAGGGUGGCAAGACUGUUGACAUUCCAUUGAAGCACACCUUCAACGAGGGUCAGAUUGGUUGGUUCAAGGCUGGUAGCGCGUUGAACUUGAUGGCUGCCGCUGCGGCACAGCGUGCUUCCGCAUAAAUGAUUUAGCUUUUCGGAAUGAAAUGUGUCUCUCAUCUGUUUUACUAUCGUCUUUAAUCCAAAAAAACAUUUCAAAAAA